Mirounga angustirostris (Northern elephant seal) is the source of this 9507-nucleotide messenger RNA. RefSeq names its product SRY-box transcription factor 6 (gene SOX6). Lineage: Eukaryota; Metazoa; Chordata; Mammalia; Carnivora; Phocidae. The record is from RefSeq and is a predicted model, not a curated record. The coding region runs from base 439 to 3009 and encodes 856 amino acids. Gene Ontology annotation, biological process: positive regulation of chondrocyte differentiation; central nervous system development; cell fate commitment. Gene Ontology annotation, molecular function: DNA-binding transcription factor activity, RNA polymerase II-specific; RNA polymerase II cis-regulatory region sequence-specific DNA binding. Gene Ontology annotation, cellular component: nucleus. The transcript has 18 exons.
GAAAGAAGAGAGAGAGAGAGAAAAAAAAGAGAAAAGCAGGAGAUCAGCCUACCCCGGGAGAGUCCUAGUCACACCAAGACUAGGGGGAGGGCUGUUUUAAUUGUGGGUUUGGCCGACUGACGACUGGAGUGCCCUCCUCGGCUGUCUUAGUUGUAGCCGGAGGUCAUGUAAAUCGACCUUAAAAGAAUGCAUAAGCCAUAAAUUAAAAUAAACCCUCACCCAAGGGCUGAUCCAUAAGUAGACAAUAUCCAACCUGGACAAAACGAGCUUUCCUUUACGAGCCGACUUAAACCGCAUCCCCCCAAAGAAUAGAGACUAAAUGCAAAGUCACUUUCAUGAAUUCAAAGGCAAUUUACCAGUGAUUUCUGGGUGCUGGGGCUGAUUUUUUGUCCGUAUUUUCAGUGGUUUCUUGUGAUUUGGGAAGGUGUCAAAGGUGUUAUGCCCUCGAGUUCUGAAGUUCUGGCUGAUGUGGUAAGAGAAAGCCGGAUUGAAGAGUGGAAGAGCAACCACUUCAUAAGAAUGUCUUCCAAGCAAGCCACCUCUCCAUUUGCCUGUGCAGCUGAUGGAGAGGAAGCAAUGACCCAAGAUUUGACCUCAAGGGAAAAGGAAGAGGGCGGUGAUCAACAUGUGGCCUCCCAUCUGCCUCUGCACCCCAUAAUGCACAACAAACCUCACUCUGAGGAGCUACCAACACUUGUCAGUACCAUUCAACAAGAUGCUGACUGGGACAGCGUUCUGUCGUCUCAGCAAAGAAUGGAGUCAGAGAAUAAUAAGUUAUGUUCCCUGUAUUCCUUCCGAAAUACCUCUACCUCACCACAUAAGCCUGACGAAGGGAGUCGGGACCGCGAGAUAAUGAGCAGUGUUACUUUUGGAACCCCAGAACGCCGCAAAGGGAGCCUUGCCGAUGUGGUGGACACACUGAAACAGAAGAAGCUUGAGGAAAUGACUCGGACUGAACAAGAGGAUUCCUCCUGCAUGGAAAAACUACUUUCAAAAGAUUGGAAGGAAAAAAUGGAAAGACUAAAUACCAGUGAACUUCUUGGAGAAAUUAAAGGUACACCUGAGAGCCUGGCAGAAAAAGAACGGCAGCUCUCUACAAUGAUUACCCAGCUGAUCAGUUUACGGGAGCAGCUCCUGGCAGCGCAUGAUGAACAGAAAAAACUGGCAGCCUCACAAAUUGAGAAACAACGGCAGCAAAUGGACCUUGCUCGCCAACAGCAAGAACAGAUUGCAAGACAGCAGCAGCAACUUCUGCAGCAGCAGCACAAAAUUAAUCUCCUGCAGCAACAGAUCCAGCAGGUUCAGGGUCACAUGCCUCCGCUCAUGAUCCCAAUUUUUCCACAUGACCAGCGGACCCUGGCAGCUGCCGCUGCCGCCCAGCAGGGCUUCCUCUUCCCCCCUGGAAUAACAUACAAACCAGGUGAUAACUACCCUGUGCAGUUCAUUUCGUCAACAAUGGCAGCUGCUGCUACUUCUGGACUCAGCCCUUUGCAGCUCCAGAAGGGUCAUGUCUCCCACCCACAAAUUAACCCAAGGCUAAAGGGCCUAAGUGACCGUUUUGGCAGGAGUUUGGACACCUUUGAACAUGGUGGUGGCCACUCUUACAACCACAAACAGAUUGAGCAGCUCUAUGCCGCUCAGCUGGCCAGCAUGCAGGUGUCACCUGGAGCAAAGAUGCCGUCAGCUCCACAGCCACCAAACCCAGCAGGGGCAGUCUCACCUACCGGGAUAAAAAAUGAAAAGAGAGGGACCAGCCCUGUAACUCAAGUUAAGGAUGAAGCAGCAGCGCAGCCGCUAAAUCUCUCUUCCAGACCCAAGACAGCUGAGCCUGUGAAGUCCCCAACGUCUCCCACCCAGAGCCUCUUCCCAGCCAGCAAAACCAGCCCCGUUAAUCUGCCUAACAAAAGCAGCAUCCCCAGCCCCAUUGGAGGAAGCUUGGGAAGAGGAUCCUCUUUAGAUAUCCUGUCCAGUCUCAACUCCCCCGCCCUGUUUGGCGAUCAGGACACAGUGAUGAAAGCCAUUCAGGAGGCUCGGAAGAUGCGCGAACAGAUCCAGCGGGAACAACAGCAGCACCAGCCGCAUGGUGUGGAUGGGAAACUGUCCUCCGUGAAUAAUAUGGGGCUGAACAACUGCAGGAAUGAAAAGGAAAGAACACGCUUUGAGAAUUUGGGGCCCCAGUUAACAGGAAAGUCAAGUGAAGAUGGAAAGCUGGGCCCAGGUGUCAUCGAUCUUACGCGGCCAGAAGAUGCAGAGGGAAGUAAAGCAAUGAAUGGCUCUGCAGCUAAACUACAGCAGUAUUAUUGUUGGCCAACAGGAGGCGCCACUGUGGCUGAAGCGCGAGUCUACAGGGAUGCCCGCAGCCGGGCCAGCAGCGAGCCCCACAUCAAGCGACCAAUGAAUGCUUUCAUGGUUUGGGCGAAGGAUGAGCGGAGGAAAAUCCUUCAGGCCUUCCCCGACAUGCAUAACUCCAACAUUAGCAAAAUCUUAGGGUCUCGCUGGAAAUCCAUGUCCAACCAAGAGAAGCAACCUUACUAUGAAGAGCAGGCCCGGCUAAGCAAGAUCCACUUAGAGAAGUACCCGAACUAUAAAUACAAACCUCGACCGAAGCGCACCUGCAUUGUUGAUGGCAAAAAGCUCCGGAUCGGGGAGUAUAAGCAACUCAUGAGGUCUCGGAGGCAGGAGAUGAGGCAGUUCUUUACUGUGGGGCAGCAGCCUCAGAUUCCAAUCACCACAGGAACAGGUGUUGUGUAUCCUGGUGCUCUUACUAUGGCAACUACCACACCGUCACCUCAGAUGACAUCUGACUGCUCUAGCACCUCGGCCAGCCCAGAGCCCAGCCUCCCGGUCAUCCAGAGCACUUACGGUAUGAAGACGGACGGCGGGAGCCUAGCUGGAAAUGAAAUGAUUAAUGGAGAAGAUGAAAUGGAAAUGUAUGACGACUAUGAAGACGAUCCCAAAUCAGACUAUAGCAGUGAAAAUGAAGCCCCGGAAGCAGUCAGUGCCAACUGAGGAGUGUUCAUUUGCUGAAUUAAAAUACUUUGACAUUUCACCUCCCCUCCCCCAACAAAAAGUUCUUAAAGAGCCCGCAUGCAUUUGUGGCUCCAUAAUUACAUCAGCAGAAUGGUCUUAAUUGUUUCGUAAAGUGUGAGACAGAUUAAGUUUUCCCGGAUUUUUCAUGAACUUGAGUUUUUGUCGUUAUUGUUAUUGUUGUUGUUGUUGUUGUUUUAAUUUAGGUGAAGACAUAUUAAAUAUGAGACACCAGGACUUGAAAACUUAUCUCAACCCAUAGCUGUCUUACAAGUCUUAUAUUUUUGUCUUACUUUUUUUUUUUUCCUUUUGGAUGUUGAUAAAAGGUUUAAGUUACUGUUUUAGAUGGGGUUAAACAUUCUCACUCAGGUAUGCUGUGCCGGCCUACAGGUUGUGAAUGUGUUUUUAUUCUGAAUUAUUUGCGAGAACAACUGAGGAUUUCAUAUUGUGAAACAGAACAAGUCCACAGAGUGUGCAGCUGCAUGUAGAGCAUAUUCAAAAGGCCUCGGAAUUCCAUUUUUCCAUGUGUAGAGUUAAACUUUGAAUGUGCCAAACUUUUCUCAGAACUUUUGAAUCUUCAUAUUUUGGAAGUCUUAAAAGGAGACACUGCGAAGUCUUAGACAAUCUUUGGCAUCUUAAAAUAAAAUAGCAAACCGCACAUUUUUUUUUUUUCCAGAAAAUGGUAAAGUACUCAGGAAUCUGGAGACAAGAAAUUGUAAGGAACGAACAAGGUUGCCACAGUGCACGUACCCAAUCGUGUUUGCCUCUUGACGUGCCAUCAGUGUGUAAUGGGCCGCGCCGAGCGCGCCCCAGAGCGUUCACCACACCAGAUACCCACGUGGUGGUCUUCUCUGCCUGAGACCACCUCUCACUACAUCCAUUAUCCCUUCACCUUUUAACCCUGACAUUCAGUCUUAACACAUUUUCUCUUAAAUAAUUUAUUCAUUCCAGAAUGUCGAGGGUCCACUUACUAUUUAUUUGAAAAAAAAUGUUGGUGGCAUUAAUUUAAUAAUUCUUGUUUUUCACCCUCCUUCCCUGAAGAUCUUUUCAGCCCCUUUCACCUCCUUCUCCUGCUACAUACAAAAGAUGUACAUAGUGAUUUUAUGUCCCCAGAGCAUCUGGAAGCAUUUCUGAAACAAGAUUCUAUUAAAUACUUAUAUUGUUUUUAAACAUAAAUGUAUAUCUGGCUGUAGGGCUGUGUAUUUGGAUACAGGUGUGUAGUCUUACACUUCGACAGGUAUGCCCCUGAGGUUCUCUGUGACCUCAAGUCUUUUGCCAGAAAUUUCCCUCUAAUCCAGUUUAGCAACAGUGGUAGGAUCUGUAUCAGCGGCAUUUCCCCUAAACGCCAUUUGGCUGCAAGGGUCAGCAGUGGUGACUGCCAGGCAGGAGGGUCCCGCAGCCAAGCCGAAAGCCCAAGGUUGUGGACCACGGAGGAGGCCACAGUGAUGCCGUCAUGGGCUGGCACCUCCACAAUGAGUUGCCUUGUUGCAUCUGGCACACCUAGGGAGUUUUGUUUUUUGCAAAAUCCCCAGGAUCCAAGAAGCACAUGACAGCCUCAAGGCAAAGAUAGAGGCAAAUAGUCAUGAUACAUCCAGAGAAUGAAAGAAAACCAUAGGGAAGGAGAAGGAGGGGAAAUACAUUCCCUAAAGGGGAUGUUCCUACUGUUAACUCUGGGGAACGGAUGACUCCUGGGGCAGCAGAUGAGCUCCUCUGGCUCCCUCCCUCCACCAGUGGCCACGUGGGGAGGGGGGCAUGCCUCCCUGUGAACACGAUUAACGGCACUGGUCACACGAGGAUUUCUCUGGAGAUGUGCUGAUGGGCUGGGAGGCAGUGAGGUUUCAUUCCCCUUUCCCAUCUACUGUGAGCUCAGCCCUGCCAUUUUGACCUUCCUGAAACCAGGACUGACUGCCAAUGGUGGGGGAGGGAACCUCACCUGGAGUGGUUCAAUGGGAAAAUGUCAGUUAAUGGGACAGUUCACCUCAUGGGACAACCCAGAAUCUGAUCACCAGGACAUAGGAACGGCCCCAUCAGAUUUCUUGAGCCAUUUUGUCACUUGGAAGAAAAUAGUGUACCUUCAUAUUUAUUUAAGGAGUGCUCAAGGCCAUACCUAAUAGUAAUAAAUAGGUCUAGCCAAGAUGUUAUGGGCUGUGUCAUUAGCUGGGAGUGCUCUCCAUAAGCUGAUUAAGGUACUGAUAGGAAUGUUUUGUUCUUAGUAUUGGUUGGGGAUUGGAACUUUGUUUUGUACAUUUAUUUCAAAUGAGGAGGAGGUCAUUUUUUCUCAAAAAAUGAAUAUUUAUUAUUGUCUUACUGAUUUCUUUUGACUAUAUACCUCUCCUCCUCACUUCAUACUCAUGUGUUUUUCUCCUUCUCUUUGGCUCUUGCUUUUGCUCUCUCCUCCUCUCUCCUCCUUUUUUUUAUUUUGCUGCAUAGGUAGAGUGCUGUAUGGCUAGCAUUGUAUUGUAUGUAAUUAAUUUUGCACAAAGGCAAACAUUUAGAAGAGUAGGUUAAUUUUGUUUGUUUUUAUGACCAUGCCAAAAUAAUAUUCUGGGCUGGUGGAGAACAAAGGACUGUUCUUUAGGACUGAAACUUGAUUUUGCUUGUAGUUAAAAAAAAAAAAAAGAAAGAAAGAAAAAAAACAACAAAAAACACACACACUCACAGAUGUUGUUUCGUAAGUGUUAUAAGCACUGGAUAUAAAUGGUAUUUUUUAUCACUUCUGACUAAUGUGAAACUGUUGUAAGAAAACGACAUGAACAAAAGUCAUCUGUUUCGACUCGUGUGGGCUUGCCUCACAGUUGCCGGAUUUGAGUCAUUUUUAUGUCUUGUUAUUUCAUUUAUUUAUGCAAAAUACAUGUGUGUAUGAACACUUUGUUUUAGCUCCAGCUCUGCCUCAGUACUGGGGUGCAGUUACUUCUAGCCAUGUUCUUAAAAGUGAAAGGCUAUUCAGGAAUGAUCUGAUUGUAAACGUCUCUUUCAUUGGGUCAAACAGUAAUGCUGUAUUUGAAUCUAAAUUCUGCGUAUAAGCAGGUUAUUCUAUUUAUUAGCCAAGUUUGGCUCUAAAUGUCCAUGGAAAUUAAAGAAUGACAAUCAUAGGGAUCACUUCAUUUUCUUUUCAGUGGGGCUUAAACAAAGUUUUUAUGACUUUACCAUCUCAUUUUAGAUUUUUCUAAUUGUGUAAAUAUAACAUAGAAAUAGAAUUUAUUUUUGGUUCAUGAAUACUUAGUGAGAUAUAAGUUAUGUAUUUCCUUUUCGUUCUCUAUCCAUGUAUGUUGGUCCAGACUAGAAGUUGACAAGUCACUGUACCUCAUGGGGAUAGUGAAUUAGCCACCACAGUGAGAGAGCAAUGUUUCACCUGUCGCUGGGGCAGUCACACCCUUCUCUAGGGCUCCCACGCAGUUUGGAACCCACUGUCCACAGACUCAGACUUUCACUUACUUUUUUAUUAUAGAAAGUCGAUGAAUUGAAUAUCCUAAAUUUCCAGGACAGCUCGGGGAGAGUCAAUUUGCUUUUGUAAGUCCACCUAAAUCUUAUAAGGUAGUUCGGUGACCAUUUAAUAGCAAGAAGCGUGAAUGCCAUUCUACAGGCAAAAAUCUGCCUCUGAGAGUGACCGUUAAUAAAAGUCCUACCAUGCCAGUUAGAUUAAAGAAUGCUCAUCAACCUUUUUCCGUGCUUCCUCUUUCACAGUAUCUUCAAAUCAAAGACAAAUCAUCUCCAUGUUGUUAAAGAACUUAGAGGAUCAGGAUUUUCCUUGUCAUUUAGAAUAGGGACACUGGCUCACGAUCCUCUCCUAAAAAAUGGACCAUAUGGGUUAGGAAGGAAGGAAGAAAAGGAAGAAAGGAAGGAAGGAAAGGAAGAGAGAAAGAAAAGAAGGAAGGAAGGCAGAGAAAGAAAGGAAGGAAGGCAGAGAAAGAACGGGAGAAAGAAAAGGUCAAUCCACGGACAGGAGCAGCCUGGCAGGCGGUCUCUCCAUCUUCUUGGCAGAGGCGAUGCAGUACCUUUUCCAGGAAGGUGGGAACAUUUGUCAUUUUCACGUGUAUACAGCUCGGUCUUUUAGGAGCCCAUCAGUUUGCUUCAUUUGGUAUUUGAUACUCCCCAGCCUUGUCCGCAGGCCUGAUUCGAUACGCCAGGGUCCUGACUCGGUCUCCCAGGCCAAGUUCUAAAUUCAGGUGUGGGCUCACAGCACUGUUGAGCUUGUCAAAUGCUGGCCUCCCCUGAAUGUUAGCCCCACUGGAGCCUGGGGUGUUUGAAAAGGGUGUGAUCCCUCUAGGGCUGAAAUUAAAGGCUUCUUUCUUUUCCUUGUGAAGCCAGGCUGCUUCUUCGGAGCAUAGCCUCCCGAGCCAGGAGCAGAGGCGCUAGCUGAAAGCAGGGAUUGUUCCGAGGAAGCCCGUCCACCCCCAGUAGGAAGGCAGCCUGGUCGCUUGAACACCACAGGCAGAGGCGGCUUCUCUCAAUUUACUCAUUUUGCAGAGAGCUGACCUCUACCCACUCAUUAGGGAAAGGAAAAAGAGUCACUUAGUAGUUUUAAACCAUACGAGAAGUCCUGUACCAAGUGCCAACAACUACAAAGAAUGCAGCUAGAGGAAUGUAUUGAAAUUAUUACUGGGUCUUCCUUUAUAACGAGAAAAUGACAAGAAUGGUUGCUGUAGCCUUGCCUGAUUCUGUGCACGUUUGUCUAAGGACUGAGUUGGCACUUAAGCUCACUUCUCAAAGUAUAAUACUAUUGUAUGACCUCAUUUGUCCUUUUACAGAAGCACUUGCAUCAUUUCCUUAAGUCAUCUGCCCCCUGACAUGUUUUCUUCCUUAAUAAACAACUUCUAUCUGUUAUUCCUGCCGAUUAUGUCCUGUUUCUGAUGCCAUAUACUGUUGAGUGUAACCCUCUGCUAAUAUCAUUGAAAAUAUUGAUAUGCAAACGCAUUUCCUUUUCAUCCCCGUCCCAUCUUUCCUGCUGGGGACAGAUUGCUUUCCAAAAGCUCACGAACAAGUAUUCGGAAUGCUGGUACCUUUGGGGCAGGGCUAGAGGGUGGGGAGGGUGGGAAGGGCUCAGACAGGUAAUGUUUAGCACAGAUACUCUUCCAACUGGUGUCCGUGGCUAUAUGAACGCUUGACGGCAACUCAGUGACAUAUCUUGCUCAGUAGUUUCUUAUUCCUGAAGAACCACAAGCAUAAGGUGAGGCCUCAGUGCUGGUGCUCUUGGAGUAUGGGGAAUGUGCAAAUAUUUAACUGUUUUGUAUGCUGCACAUUGCAGGUCUGCUCCUGUGCAUUCUCCGUUUGUCUUCCUUUGUCAUAUGUGUUUUUGCUUUUUUGAGAGUGCGCUCUUUAUUGUACCCUUCUUCGGCUUGUAGCAAAUUAGAAGGCUUAGCAUUUAUGUUCAUUCAUUAUUGUAUUUGCCAUGUAAAAUUUUUAUUACCUUAGACAAGCUUAUAAGCUGUUACUACAUAACUUAUCUUACUGUAACUCUUUUAUUUCCCGACCUUGUAAUUUGUUUGUGAUGUAUAUUGUGAGAUUGUAUCCUAUGUUAAUUUAAUCAGCACGAUUCACUGACAUGCUGGACUGACAUGCUGGCUGCUGGUUCAAGGUGUAAAGUUUGUGUAGGGCCGUUGGGGCGACUGCAGCUUGUUGUCAAGGUACUGGGCUUUGGCUCCCCUAGCAACACGGGGGUGCGGCCCCUUAGGAUGCUAAGGGCGUUUGCUACAGCCUCGAGCAAAUUUAACUGCAGAUUUCCUUUGUAGAAAUUCUAUGUAUAACGCAGGUACCUACUUGGCCCAUGGCUGGUAACUAUUUGGGCAAUUAGAAAAAACACAAAAACCAUAAAAACUAGUGUCUAUUGCUGCUUUGAAUAUGUUUGAAAGUCUGAAAAUGUAAAUAAUUUAUCAAAAAAAAAAUCUUGUACAGUCCAGUGUAAAGUUUUUAAAUGAUCUUAAGGGUUGCCAUCACGUGUCUCUCACACUCUCCUCUUGAUAAUGGAAAAAAAAAAAAAGUGUGCUAAGGAUUAAAGAAAUGGGAAAAGAAAAAAAAAAUCUCUUCAAAUUUAAAGGAAUGAAUCAUUGUUCUUAGCUUUGUUGCAUACACACAUUUCUUGGAUUUCGUUGUGCAGUAUUGAUGUGAGAUAAACUCGACAUUGAAUAAUCUUUCAGUGGUACUUUUCAAAGUCUUCCCCUCCUCUGCCUCAUAAUUAAGGGAAAAGACAAAAUUGAAAGACACUGUCUUUACCUAUCCUGGUGUAUGUUGGCACCUUAGCUACUUUUUUUUUUUUUUCUUUUUGCACAAGGUGCUUUCCUGAUAUGUUAAACACGCCAUCUUUGGGUGAUAAUGUAUAUGCCAUGAAGGGGCCUCGGGCCCUCAGGGGAGUGUCUAUAAGAACUGCCUAUUUAUGCUCAUUUACCUCAAGACUGUCCUCUCUACCCUUAAUCUAGUCGUCAUCACUCCAUCUUUUGUACUGCUGUUGACACUUACAAAUUAAAGAUAAAUUUUGUUUUAUGA